AUGCCGGGUGAGAGACAGAGGGCCAAGUACGAUCGAACCGGUUGGUACGAUAGAACGGUGUCAUUCCCGAAUCUCCUUCCACCGAAGAGCCAGUACAGCUUGGGAUCUUCGUACGCGAACAGUUCGUUUGGUUCAUUGAGAGGAACGACGUCGAGAACGUUUAACAUGGGUCUCGUUUGCGCGAGAAAUUUCACCACCGCGUCGAGGGAACCCGUAAGAAUCGUUUCCUUGUCGAAAGAGUUGACUAAAUACCUGAGCCAGCAGCAGAGAUUUUUUCGAAACACCGUGACCAUGAUGAAUCGCGACUGCGGGGAUAAACCCUCGAAACCCCCGCCAUGUGAUUCCGGUGCAUCCAAGUUCGCACCGGAUUCGCCGAAGAGCGGUCAGAACCAACAAAGAGGAUCGUGCAGACAACCCUACGAACGACGAAAACCGUGCCCUUCGCUAGAGAAGUGCGUCCCACCCAGUCCGCCUUGCUGUCGUCCACGGCCCAAGAAUCCUAAGUGCGCGCAGCUGGCCCAAACGUGUCCACCACCUUGCCCUUUACCGUGUCCCAAACCACCGGAGAAGCCUCCGCCACCGAAGAUAUGCUACCGAAAGUGUCCUCCGCCACCGAAGCUACCGAAACUUCCAAAAUGUCGGAAGAUCCCUGCGCCGCCACCUCCUCCACCGCCACCUCCGUUGCCAAAGCUUCCGAAGUGCCCUCCGCCAUGCCCACCGCCUAUUCCGCCACCUCUGCCUACGUGCCCUAGAACUCCGAAGUGUCCCGAAUGCCCACCGCAAAAAGAAUGCCCACCCCCGCCGCCUUGCGAGCCCUGUCCAUGUCCGCUUCCAUGUCCGCCACCUUGCUGCCCGCCACCACCGCCUUGUCCGCCGUGUCCACCACCGAUUCCAUGCCCUAGACCGUUACCGUGUCCGCCACCGCCCCCGCCAGCAGUCUGUCCGCCUUGUCCGCCGUGUCCAGAACAUCCAAAGCCUCCACCGUGUCCACCGCCGCCUCCUUGCUGCCCUUGCCCGUGUCCCGAGCCGCCUCCGCCACCUCCGUGCCCAAAACCUUGCCCACCUUGCCCUCGAUACGAGCAAGCAACCUGCCCCAAGGAUGUUCCGUCUUGCCCUAAAUGUAAUAACAGCGGAAAAGGAACGAAGAAAAGAAGAAUGUCCACGUAUUGCGGAUCUCCUCUUCGGCUCCUUCCGCUCGGAGACGUUCGUCGCAGAAAGCUACACAUUAGCUGCGUAUUCCUGGGAAAGCCACCUAAGUCCAACAACACUUCAAAGUGUAAAUCCAUGGAUGAUCUGUGCAAAACCAAGACGAAGGGUUCGUGCGUCAAGUCUUGCGAAAAGAAAAGCGAUUGCGACACGAAGAGACCCGUAUGCGAGGAUCAGAUGAAAAAAGACACGAAGAAAAAGAAGAAGACGAAGAAAAAGAAGGAAGUGUGUCCAGACAUUUGUAUUCCAAGGGGAAAAUGCGAACUCCCUCAUGUCGCUCCUCCGCCGAAGAUGCAGUAUGGCGUGGUGAAGUGUCCUGAUCCGAAGUUCGCUACGCCUACACCCUGUCCAGACAUGCUCGAAUCGACACGCGAAGACGAGCCGUGUGAACAAGUCGAUUCUUUUAAAAAACAGAAGAAGGAAGUUUGUGUCCCGCCGCCUCUGCCGAAACCACCGACCGAGCCGGUGGUACUCUGUCCCUGUCCACCGCCGCCAAAAAUGCAUCCUGGUCCUUGUCCUUGUCACGAGGUGAAGCAAGAACCACCGCAAAAGAUCACGAUGCCACCAUGUCCCGGGAAGGAGAAGUAUGUCUGUCCCAGACAACCGCAUUACUGCCCGCAAGAGAAGCAGAUCUGCCGGAUGGAUAAGGCUUGCGAUCCUAGCAAGAGAAAAAACAAGAAGAAGAAGAAGUAACCCUCCUCGCGACGAUGACAUUUUCUCUUCUAAAGUCACGUCGUUUCCUCUGCGUACCAGGUUAAAUUGCAUUUACACGUCGGAGAUUUGCUUGGGAAUAGCUGCUCGAAGAGGUCUUGAAGCUUGAUUUGCUCGCGAGAACAUGCUGCGUAUUAUUCAUACGACCUUUAGUCUCA
Molecule: messenger RNA, 2075 nt
Organism: Hylaeus anthracinus
Lineage: Eukaryota; Metazoa; Arthropoda; Insecta; Hymenoptera; Colletidae
Product: proteoglycan 4-like
Exons: 3
Coding region: 1-1899 (632 amino acids)
Source: RefSeq, a predicted model, not a curated record